This is a messenger RNA of Siniperca chuatsi (mandarin fish), 2836 nucleotides long. RefSeq names its product hepatoma-derived growth factor-like. The record is from RefSeq and is a predicted model, not a curated record. Gene Ontology annotation, cellular component: nucleus. Lineage: Eukaryota; Metazoa; Chordata; Actinopteri; Centrarchiformes; Sinipercidae. The transcript has 6 exons. The coding region runs from base 397 to 1068 and encodes 223 amino acids. Gene Ontology annotation, biological process: regulation of transcription by RNA polymerase II. Gene Ontology annotation, molecular function: transcription coregulator activity; double-stranded DNA binding.
GCUUCAUCAGGUACUGGGGGGGCGCGUCUGCAAAGUGGGAAGCGGGUUUCAAUUUCAAACCCAAACAGUCCGAGGGAUGAGCUAGUGGAUUGUGGGAUAACGUUAAAACCAAAUAGUUGCGGCGUUUAGCCGUAGAAUUUGUAACGUUAUUGAAAUCUAAAAAACAGUGUCGUUAUCACCGGACGUGGUUACAGUCCACAGAAUCCGUGAAAAAAAGUCACCGCCGCGUCUUCGCUCCAAUUUUCCGCGCCUGGUUAAUUUGGAUGUCAAACCGACGCUUGGCUUGUUUGUUGCAGGUGUCAACCAAUCCGGAUACUGCAACUUACCACAUUAAAACUAACGCUACUACUGUGUUUAAUUACACAUCUGACAUAGCAAGCCAUUUCUGCAAGAAACAUGCCGAGGUCCAACAGGCAAAGAGAAUACAAACCUGGAGAUCUUGUAUUUGCUAAAAUGAAGGGGUAUCCACACUGGCCUGCGAGGAUUGAUGAGUUACCUGAAGGAGCCGUGAAGUCGCCCUCAAACAAGUACCAGGUGUUCUUUUUCGGAACGCAUGAGACGGCAUUCCUGGGGCCCAAGGAUUUGUUCCCGUACGAUGAACAUAAGGAAAAGUUUGGAAAAGCAAACAAGAGGAAAGGCUUUGCUGAGGGACUCUGGGAGAUCGAGAACAACCCCACUGUCACGCACGAAGGCUACGAGUCAUCGAAGAAGGACAACGCGUCAGAAGGAGCAGGGGAUACAGGUAGUUCGGAGAAAGCAGAUGCAGAGGGCAGCAGUGAUGAGGAUGAAGGGGCCCUGGUCAUCGACGAGAAGAACGAGAGGGGAGGAACUAAACGAAAAGCAGAGGAGUCCACAGAGGCAUCUCCCAAGCGGCCGAAGGAUACAGAGGCGGAAGGUGACUCUAAAGUAGACGGCAACAAGUCGAACACAGAGGCCAAGCUCAAUGAUGUGUCUGGACCCAAGGCAACUGCUCCCUCUUCACAGAGCGAGUCAAAACCAGAGGCCCAGGAAAACGCUCCAGCAGGAGGCCAGCUAACGGCAGAUAAGCCUGUGACAGACAGUGCUUAACAUCAACUCAGAAGAAAACCAAGAACCUUUGACGCUUUUCUCUGGAAUUCAAGCAUCAACAUGAUUACCUGCAGGAUGCCAGAUUUCAGCUGUUUAAUUAAUAGGAUAAUUUUAAAAACCUAAGUGUUUGUAUUGAGAGACAAACAAGUCCUUAUUUGCCAUUUUUGGGAUAUCAUAUAUCCCAGAAACAAAAAGUUUGCUAAUCUGAUUUCAAACAAUUGAAAUGAGCACUUUAAGGCUCGUUUAUAAAUGGGAUUUUGGUGUGUAUAUAUUUUUUAUUUCUAAGUGCAAUUACAUAAUUACAAAGACUGAAUGCUAGGCGUCAAAAUCAUUUUUCAGUUUAGAGGGAAUAAACACUGAAUAUAUAUAGUAAAUAAAAAAGGAGAACAUUUAGACCACACAAAAAAGGAAUAAAAACUCCCAUUCGAUGGUUUUAAAACGUAGAUAUUGUACAGAAAUAAGAACAAAUUUUCACCCAUGCUCUCGGCUUUAGUUCAUAAAUUAAAAUAUUUUACUUCCAUUUGUUUCACCUAGCUUCUCAGCCUUAUCUCAAAUCAUAUAUUCAGUCAUUGGAUACAUGAUGAGUUGCACUUUCGUAAUUUUUUUUCCUGCCCCAUUAAUCAUUAUCUAGUUCGCUGUAUGACGUUUUCAUGCAACACAGGUUUUGCUGCUUUGGUGUAGUGUGUGCUUCAUUGCAGGUGACCAAAUUAUGUGAUUCAUUUCACCAGACUGAAUAUUUAAAGCCCAUUUAAGAAUAACUGUUUUAGGAUCAAAACAGUUACUUUGUAAGCCCCUCUGUAACUUUUUUUUUUUUUGCUGAUUGUGCAUUAUUGAAAGCAGAAAGACAUUCCUGAAUGUUGUGUCAGAGCUCGGUCUUGACAUUUUUCAAGUCAAGGUGGAGCUGUGGCGUUUGUUGGGGGUAAAAGUUAUUUGUCACCACUUUUUCUGCAUAAAUUAUCUGGCAAACUUUCAAAUCCCUAAACUCUUAAUUUCAUGUUAUUAUAAUUUCUUAUUUAGCUCACAUGAUUGCUGCCAUUGCUUGAUACAAGAUGUAAUUGUGAUGAGCAUUUAAUUGCAUUCAGUAAUUGGUUGUACCAAAUAUGUUUCUUUUUCAGGUCUGAAAUGUAUUGCUGACAUUGUUAAUGCCAACAUAUAUGAUCCACACCAAUUGAGAAAUGAAAUCUACAGAGUGAACCAUCUGUAAAACGUUGGUUUCUGACUUUUUGGUUUCCAACUCUCUUAACUGGAAUACGAGUCUGUGUUACUUCAAUGGUCUUAUUAUUUUGACUGUGAAACAAAGUUGUGAUGUUUUAAAGAUAUGUUUUAUUUCAACAUUUGUUUAGACAACAUGUUCAAAAUGUGGUGUUGGUAUUUUCCACUAUAGGUAAUUUUUAAGGUUAAAGUUUUUACGAAUUCUAGACCUGUCACCACAGUACUUGGAUGUCAUCGUAAUCGUUUCAGUGUUCUAUCCUGUAUUUGGCAACAUGAGCCCACAGUUAAUCAAAUGAUGAACCUAAGGGAAAUCUCAGCUGUUAAAAGUGAAAACAACUGCGACUGCUGUCUUAUAUACUCACCUACACCUCAUCACUGAUUUCACACAAAAAUGGUCACCCACUCAAAUCUGGAGUUAAUUCCACAGGUAUAAUUUGGCAUUAAAGUUGGUUUAGCUUUCUCUGUUACUUUCGGAAGCUGUCAUUCAUCUUAAUCUGCUGCUUAGUUUACUGUUGUAGUUGCCAGUCCAUUUAAUAAACAUGUUGAUUACAAAAAA